AUGCCGAAGGCGCCGGUCUCCGGGGAAGACGACGAUGCUACCGAGGAGUUGUUCGAUGACAGCCUGGCAGAUAACGAUGAUGUUUCUGCUGCUACUGCUGCUGCUGAUGAUGAUGAUGAUGAGGCGGUGGUGGGGAGACCUUCAGUGGAGAAGCUCCGUGAUUCCGGUGAAGGGGAGAGUUCCAGGGAUGUCGAAUCUGGUCCGCAUUCGAACGGCAAUAGCGAAACUCUGGAGCCUGAGGAGGAGGAGACAUCGGGAGAGGCAGAUGUGACCAGUCAUGAAGAAACCUCGCUCAAGGGGAGCGAGCCUCGUGAAGUUCAGGCGGUCCCGGCGCCUUCAACCAAGUUGCCUGUCCUCCCAGAGGGUGAGACCAGUCGUGAGGAAACCUUGGCUUCUGACACUGUAGGAGAUGAGGCCAGCAAGGAGAGAGAGCUUCAAGAAGACCUACUGAUUCCAGCUCCUUCAACCGGAUUGUCUGUUCCUGCCGAUCUAUUGGAGGAUCUUCCACUGCAGCCCGAGACCAAUCAUGAAGAAACAUUACCUAAGGACCCUGUGGUAGAUGAGGCCAGAAAAGAGAGCAUCCCUCCUGAAGGCCUGGAUGUUCUGGCUGCAAAACCUGAGUCAUCUGCUCCCUUCGGAUCAGCUGAUGGGGAUGCUGACCGCAUGGAUGUUGCUGCUGCUGCUCUUGUACAGCAUUCUGGAGAUGAAGAGCUUAUAGACCUCGGCAGUGGAGUUGAGGAAGCUGCAAUGAAGCCAUUGUCCGAUUUUGGCACUGCAGAUGGGCCAAAGGAUGAUGUAAAGCCACCACGUAAUGAAUCUGAAGAAGAAAAGCCAAUUGCCACUGAGGUGCCUGUAAAAUUACUACCUGAGGUUGAAGAAUCAGAAGUCACUGCAGAGAAAAGUGAAUCUCAUGAACACCAACCUUCUGAGAUAGAAGAGAAUGGCGAAUACACUGAGGAGAAGGAAGAUCUUGAUUCCUCUGAGACAAAGGGGAGGAUCGUGGAGGUGAAGAUAAAUGAACGGCUGGAGAUGGCUGACUCAGUGGGAUCUGGGGAGACUGAGCAUCACACAGAGACUCGUGCUUUACAAAAGGACGGGGAAGGUGAAUUCAAGCAAAAUUCAGCAACAAUCCCUCAUGAUCUCAAGGAUGAGGAUCCCAAGCUAGAUGCCCACGAAGGUGUCAUACACUUAACUGGGGAUAUUUCACCACCACCUCUCGUCACCAAUGACUCAGAUAAUGAAUCGGAUAGCCAGGCUUCCAUGGUAUCCAAUAAUGAUGCUCCUGAGGGUUCUGCUCCUGAGUCACGUCCCAUUGAAGACGAUUCUGAAGCCAGUGAUGAUGGAGAGCCCGCGGGUCUAAAUGAGGCAAGUGAAUAUGAUGAAGAUGUGAAACUUGGUGAGUCUGGAAAGUUUGCUGUAUUGGAAAGCUCUGAAGCUACCGAUAGUAUCAUGAAGCAGCUGGAUAAUGGAUCCUUGGGCGCCACUAAUGUUUCUGUGAGCACUCAUGAGUAUUCAGAUGGAGCAGAUGGGCAGAUUGUUUCAUAUUCUGAUGAAGAUGAGAGCGAUGAGGAAGAUGAUGGGAAGGAGUUAUUUGAUUCUGCUGCCCUGACUGCUCUCUUGAAGGCUGCAUCUGGGGCUUCAUCCAAUGGUGACGUCACAUUCACUGCCCCAGAUGGCACCCGAAUCUUCUCUGUUGAUCGGCCAGCAGGCUUAGGGUCUUCCAUCCCUUCUCUAAAGCCAUCAGCCCCUCGCACAAACAGGUCAAAUAUCUUCUCUCCCUCAGAUCUCGCUGUGACACCAGAACAAGAGGAUGUCAUGGACGAGGAAGAAAAGAAGCUGCAGGAGAAUGUUGACCAGAUAAAGGUCAAGUUCUUGCGUCUCGUUCACCGACUGGGCCAUUCCCCUGAAGACCUAAUGGUGGAGCAGGUUCUCUACCGCCUGAGCCUUGCUGAGGGGAUAAGGCGUGGGAGGCAGAUUGGCCGGGCAUUCGGCCUUGAGAAUGCAAAAAAGAAAGCUCUGCAGCUUGAAGAUGAAGGCAAAGAACCCUUGGAUUUCUCCUGCAACAUCUUGCUCCUUGGAAAAACUGGAGUGGGUAAGAGUGCCACAGUAAACUCCAUCUUUGGCGAACAGAAGGUCUCUACAAGUGCCUUUGAUCCAGCAACAACAUCGGUCAGGGAGAUCACCGGCAUUGUGGGCGGGGUCAAGGUCCGGGUCAUCGACACCCCUGGGCUCCGACCCUCUGUGAUGGAUCAGGCUGCCAACAAGAGGAUUCUGGAGUCCAUCAAGAAGCACACGAAGAGAUGCCAGCCGGACAUCGUCCUGUAUGUUGAUCGCCUCGACACGCAGGCCUGGGAUUUCAACGAUCUGCCGCUGCUGAGGUCGAUUGCAGUCUCCAUGGGCCCAUCCAUUUGGUUUAAUGCCAUUGUGGGGCUCACUCAUGCAGCUUCAGCUCCCCCUGAUGGGUCCAGUGGAAACCCCCUGAGCUACGAGGUGUUUGUGAACCAGCGAUCGCGUGUUGUUCAGCAUGCGAUCCGGCAGGCUGCUGGAGACAUGAGGCUGAUGAAUCCAGUGGCCCUCGUCGAGAAUCAUCCCUUGUGCAGGAGGAAUAGAGAGGGCCAGCCUAUCCUUCCCAAUGGCCUGAGCUGGAGGACCCAGCUGCUGCUUCUCUGCUACUCCUCAAAGAUACUGUCAGAGGCGAAUCGUAUUCUGAAGCUCCAAGACCCAUCUCCCAGCAAGCUAUUUGGCUUCCGCACUCGGUCCCCGCCGCUGCCUUUCUUGCUGUCCUCACUUCUGCAGUCCAAGGCGCACCCGAAGCUGGCAACUGAUCAAGGGAUUGACAACGGCGACUCAGAUUUCGACGUGGAUGAUCUCUCAGAGGCGGACAAGGAGGAGGAGGAAGGGGAAGAAGAUGAAUACGACCGGCUCCCGCCGUUCAAGCCCUUGAGGAAAGCCCAGAUUGCCAAACUCACCAAAGAGCAGAGGAGAGCCUACUAUGACGAGUAUGACUACCGUGUGAAGCUCCUCCAGAAGAAGCAGUGGAAGGAGGAGCUCAGAAGGGCACAGGAAAUGAAGAAGAGACAGAAGGAAGGGCAGGACUUCUCCAGCUUCGACGAUAUGGCGGGCGAUUACGACCAGGACGGUGCCCCCGCCACCAUUCCAGUUCCCUUGCCCGACAUGGUCCUGCCGCCCACCUUCGACUGUGAUAACCCUGCUUACCGGUACCGGUUCCUUGAGCCCACAUCGCAGCUCCUCUCCAGACCGGUGCUCGACUCCCAUGGAUGGGACCAUGACUGUGGGUAUGAUGGAGUCAGCGUCGAAGAUAACCUCGCCAUCGCCGGGAAGUUCCCGGCCGGGAUAGCGGCCCAGAUAACCAAAGACAAGAAGGAGUUCAACAUACAUUUGGACUCCUCAAUCGCUGCAAAGCAUGGGGAAACCGGCUCCACCCUCGCCGGCUUUGACAUCCAGUCCGUCGGGAAGCAGCUCGCUUAUGUCCUGCGCAGUGAGACCAAGUUCAAGAACCUGAGGAGGAACAAGACUGCUGCUGGAGUCUCCGUCACCUUCCUGGGAGAGAAUGUGGCCACCGGGCUGAAGGUCGAGGACGAGCUCAUGGUGGGGAAAAGGCUGGGCCUCGUCGCCAGUGCCGGCACUGUCCGUGCGCAGGGAGACGCCGCUUAUGGGGCCAACUUGGAGGUCCGCCUCCGCGACAAGGAGUUCCCAAUUGGGCAAGACCUUUCCACUUUGGGGCUGUCCCUGAUGAGGUGGCGUGGUGACUUGGCACUGGGGGCCAACUUGCAGUCUCAGUUCUCCAUCGGGCGUGGGACGAAGAUGACCACCAGAGUUGGGCUGAACAACAAGCGAAGCGGGCAGAUCACCAUCCGUAUAAAUUCCUCUGAGCAGCUCCAGAUUGCACUCAUGGGUAUCCUACCUGUCGUCGCCUCUGUCUACAGGGGCAUUUUCUCCGAGGAGUCUGGAUGA
This is a messenger RNA of Spirodela intermedia, 3975 nucleotides long. Lineage: Eukaryota; Viridiplantae; Streptophyta; Magnoliopsida; Alismatales; Araceae. The record is from the annotation of a GenBank genome assembly.